AGAGCUGAAGACGCUCCGCCGCGCACUAGUUGUAUAUUACAUUAUUAUUGUUUCGCUCCGACCGACAGCAGCGCACGGACUUGGCGGUACGGACGAAACGUCAUAAUAUUAUAAUUUCGUAGUCUCGUCAAUUGCCAAUAAAUAAUCAUAAAUAUUAUAUUUUUGCUAAGCAUUAUUCGUUUUACAUUCAAUUCGUUCUCGUGAGUUAUAAACAGAUCGGUGCGGAUUAGUCGAAGUCACCAGUAAAAUAUACUCACAAUCGUUACAAUAUUUUGUUAAUAUACAGUUUACUGGACGCGAAACGUUUUUUUCCCCCACUCGUGGAUGGUGGUGGAAGUCAAAAUCGAAAUUGCCAAGUCAGACCAAAUCGGUAAGGGUUCCAACAACAACUGCAAGAUGAAGAACAAAUACAACAACAACGUCGUCGACAUACUCGACUUGGCCGUACCGCAAUCCAAGGUGAGACCGAUCGACCGACUGUUGGACAGAUACGACUGGUCGUCCGCGUCGAUGACGCCACUGCUGCGGGACGCCGAUCUUUUGCAGCCGAUUCAGUACGGCCAACCGCCUUGCUGUCGUCCGGCAGAUCGACCAGCGCGGACACCACCGCGUCGACCGCCGCCGCCGAGUCAACAGCCGCCGACGCCGCCGACGCCGCCAACUCGACCGCCGAGGCGUCGCGUAGUCUUGGAUUAUUCGGCCAGCGAGCGACCCGUCCGGAAAUCUCUAUGGAAACGCGCAAGGGAGUUCGUGAGCAGUUGCUUCGUAAGCGCCGCCGCCGCUGGGCCGAGGGUAGUUAGCUUCUGUAAAUCGCCUCUAAUAUAAGAUAUUAAUAUCGGUAAGAUCGUGUCCAGAUAUUAUUAUAUUGUUAAAACAGUCUUCCUAAACAAAACCGUUUCUAUUAUGUCCGUUGUUCAAAAUCAAAUCAAAUAUAUAUAUAUAUAUAUUAUAUUUUUUCGUUUGUAAGUAUGCGGUGGGGUUAUCUGCAGCCGUCGGGGUACAGCGAGUAAAUAAUGAUGGCAACAGGCGCGUACAACUUAAAAAAUAAAUUUAUGUUUAUAAUUUUUGUUUUAUUCAAUAACGAUAGGUUACUCGUGUACAUACUGCGAAUUUCAUUUUCAAACAUAAGGUUUGUGUAUAAAUUGAUUAAAAAAAAAAAAAAAUACGUUUAUUGAUACAUUAAUUAUUUUAACAUUAAAAUCUAAUCUAUAUUACAUAUUGAUUUUUGACCGGUGCGAUUGAACAUCUGCAACACGGUCCACCGAUAAGUCUCGUCGAACGCGCCGAAGUGAAAAUCUCAUCGGACCUAUAUAAUAAUAUAGACGUUCUGUUAGACGACACGCCAGUGUGCAUACAAUAUACGUUAACUGAUUCAAUCGAAUCUCACGGUUGUCCGGUAUACGCGCUGUGUAUUCAAUCCGCGUACCUACCUAUAUAAUACAUCAUACAGAGUGUGUUACAGGCUUACAGCGUUCUCUCCGUAUAACCCAAUCAUAGUCAAUAUUAUAUUGUUAUGGAGUUAAUAAAAAAAUCCGCCAAGGCCACCGCUCUGUAUGUUUUGACUCGGCGUGUGUAUACGACUAUUAUAGUCGAGCUGGCCUCUGACCUAUACCGCCGUAUGCUACCGUAAUUCCGUUCGUAAGAUACUCCGCCGCUGCUUCAAUCCGUACCUAUCAUAUUGCCAUUAUACCUAUAAACUGUAAGGUACCUUAUUGAUUUUUAUUCGAUGUUUAUUCCAAUCAUGCGAUCACUUUUUUUUUAUUUUCAAACAUUGUAAAUUAAAAUUUUACAUAGCAAUAAUAUUAUCUUUCGAACGAUUCCAAGUAUUUAUCGUAUUCAAAGCUUUGCGUGUAAUUAAAAUAUAUAUUAUUUAAUAACAAUGCAUGAUGGGAAUUAUUCACUGUUUUAUAAAAAUUAUAUGUAUAUGUACAAUUAAUAUUAACAAAACGUUUUAUAAAUGAUAUUAUUAAAACUACAAUAUUGUGUAUUAUUAUUAUUAUUAUAUUAUGAAUUUUUACUUUUAGUUUUAUGCAUUUAAUUAUUACAUUUAUU
Rhopalosiphum padi (bird cherry-oat aphid) is the source of this 2052-nucleotide messenger RNA. RefSeq names its product acrosin-like. The transcript has a single exon. The record is from RefSeq and is a predicted model, not a curated record. NCBI's taxonomy places the organism in Eukaryota, Metazoa, Arthropoda, Insecta, Hemiptera, Aphididae. Bases 325 to 825 code for a protein of 166 amino acids.